This is a messenger RNA of Penicillium psychrosexuale, 282 nucleotides long. RefSeq names its product Retrovirus polyprotein. The transcript has 2 exons. The record is from RefSeq and is a predicted model, not a curated record. NCBI's taxonomy places the organism in Eukaryota, Fungi, Ascomycota, Eurotiomycetes, Eurotiales, Aspergillaceae. Bases 1 to 282 code for a protein of 93 amino acids.
AUGGCCCAGAUACUACGGCCCAUUGAUCUUCCCACAGGGUACCACGAGAUUUUCCUAUUCUUCAUCGUACGAGGAUACGAGCCCACAAUGUCUUUUUAUUGGAGGGAUACGAACCCGACACACAACGAACAGGAAGCAAUGGAUAUCCUUUCGAAGCUACGAGACAUCUGGCGGGACACGCGUGAACGGAUUGCGAAAUCUCAAGAGUUGCAAAUACAGCAAACGAACUGCCAUCGCCGUGAGGAAGAUUUCGAUGCAUGGGUUCCAGCUCGAGCACCUUGA